AAUGAAUGCAACUAUGUCAACAGCGCUAAACAUCCAGUUCCUCAUGGUGAGUAUUGCUGAAAUGUUCGAAGACGGCCUCCUAAGGAUUUAUGAUGCCAAAGUCGCCAUGCUAAUACUAUUGAAUCUGAAAUGACGUGUCUGUGUUUCACAGGUGGCUUGUGUGAUGGGGCUUGUUUUGAUAUCAUUUGGAGCUGAGGGAGCACCUUCUAAACAUCUUCCGAAGAAAGGAAACCACAAGUCAUCAGAAGAAUCGGAGCCAUCAUCAUCAUACCGGUUGAUCUUGGACCCAGAGUUCAAAUCCCCGGCCAGCCCAAACCUUCCUAUAAACAACGACUCCAUCUCUCCAUGGACCUACACGUUUCUGCAGGAUGAGAGCCUGUACCCUUCGAACAUCGCAGUGGCGAAGUGUUCACUGACUGGAUGUCUGAUAGAUGGCACUGAGGACCAGGAUUUCCAGUCCAAACCUAUUUACACCCAAAUCAUGGUCUUGAGGAAAAUUCGAGGAGAGAAGCACAACUAUUCCUUGAGACUGGAGUACAAGACCAUCGCAGUGGGAUGCACCUGCGUCCGUCCAUAUGUACAACAUGUUUAAAAUCUGAGAGCUUAUGGAGUUACAAUACUGUAGAUGUUUGAUCAUUAGCGUUACAGCGUUACAA
Carassius auratus (goldfish) is the source of this 656-nucleotide messenger RNA. Its product is annotated as interleukin-17F-like. Gene Ontology annotation, cellular component: extracellular region. The transcript is spliced from 2 exons. The coding region runs from base 164 to 592 and encodes 142 amino acids. The record is from RefSeq and is a predicted model, not a curated record. Lineage: Eukaryota; Metazoa; Chordata; Actinopteri; Cypriniformes; Cyprinidae. Gene Ontology annotation, molecular function: cytokine activity. Gene Ontology annotation, biological process: inflammatory response.